CCCCCCCCCCUGCCUUCCUCCGGUUCCUCGCUGUUUGACGGUCCUUCGUGCCAGAUCGGAUUGACGGCACUCCAAUGGCGGCUGCAGUUGAAGACAACAGCCUGUACCCGAUCGCGAUCCUCGUGGACGAGCUGAAGCAUGAAGACGUGCAGCUACGCCUCAACUCGAUUCGCCAGAUCCGCAUCAUCGCGGAGGCGCUAGGUCCCGAGCGCACCCAGAACGAGUUGCUGCCAUUCAUGAACGACUCGCUGGAUGACGAGGAUGAGGUGCUACUGGUGAUGGCCGAGGAACUAGGCGACUUCGUGGACGUCGUGGGUGGACCAGCUCAUGCCUAUUUACUGCUAAAACCCCUCGAGUCUCUGGCUACGGUGGACGAAGCCUCAGUGCGUGACAUGGCCGUACGAUCGAUCUGCAAAGUGGUGGAGGCCAUGGAGCCAGACCAUGUCUCCGAGCACUUUGUACCGGUGUUGCGACGUCUUGUCACCCGUGACUGGUUCACGUCACGUAUUGCCUCGUGCAAUCUUUUUCAGGUUGGCUACACACACCUUGCAGCCGAUAUUCAAGCGGAAAUGCGAGGGAUGUUCGGUCAACUAUGCCGUGACGACACUCCAAUGGUGCGCAAGGCCGCAUCUGCUGCACUUGGAGGCUUUGCGUCCGUAAUGGACGGUACUAGUGCCAGUGGAGAAAUGCUACCGCUGUUUCUGGCGCUGGCUACGGACCGCCAGGACUCAGUUCGGAUACACACAAUCGACAACGCUGUUGCAAUGGCACGUCUGGUACCAACGGAAGCGCUGUUAUCGCAGGUGCUGCCGACGAUCUUUGAGACGGCACGUGAUGGCUCGUGGCGUGUGCGAUGGUCAGUUGCCAACCGCUUUCCCGAGAUCUGCGAGGCUUUGAAUGCGGAGACGAUCAAUUCGACGUUCUGCGACUCGGUGGUGUCGUUGCUGGAGGACAACGAGGCGGAGGUGCGCACUGCGGCCACGUCAAAGAUCCUUGGGGUUGUGAAGCUCCUGCAGCCUCAGCGGAUUGUGGAGAAGAUCGUACCGUGUUUUCAACGUCUCGCACGUGAUAUGUCGGACCACGUGCGCUCUGCAUUGGCUUCUGUGGUGAUGAAGGUUGCUCCGUUUUUGGGUCGAGACCUUACUAUUGAGCACUUGCUGCCUCUCUUCCUGCUUCUGCUAAAUGACCAAAACUCGGAAGUACGCCUGAAUGUUAUUUCUAAUCUCGAAGAAGGCAACAAGGUAAGCGCAAUGAUACGAAUCUGCUGUCUAGUGAGUGUUAGUGUCAACCUGGUUGAUACUGCUGAACAGGUGAUCGGAAUUGAGCUUCUGUCGCAGUCACUGCUUCCUGCUAUCGUGCAUCUUGCGGAAGAUCGUCAGUGGCGGAUUCGUCUGGCGAUCAUAGAGUAUAUUCCGUUGUUGGCUGCUCAGCUUGGACGCGACUACUUUGAGGAACAGUUGGCGCAGCUCUGCAUGGCGUGGCUUGUGGACAAUGUGUAUUCGAUCCGUGAAGCGGCCACAAUCAACUUGAAGAACUUGACGGAGCACUUUGGCGUGGAUUGGGCACGGACGAGUGUGGUGCCGCGGAUCUCGACGAUGCACUCGAACACCAACUUCUUGCAUCGGUUGACGUCUUUGUAUGCAGUGAAAGUGCUGUGCGAAGCCAUGACCCCUGAGUCGAUUCAAUCUCUGCUUAUCCCUCUGGUUGUUGAGCUGGCUCAGGAUCCGGUCCCGAACAUUCGUUUUAACGUGGCAAAAACACUGGAAGUGCUGGGCUCUAAAGUAGACACGGAAGCGCGCACUGCCACUGUCACUCCGUGUCUGACGGCGCUACUACAGGAUAGCGAUGCCGAUGUUGUCUUCUUUGCGCAGCGAGCGCUCUCGAAGCUCGGUUAGUUUUAGGUAGAUAUCGCCUGUAUCCCAUUCACAAGAAACAAUGCACUGCAAUAAACCCAAUUACUACUAUUACUACUGAUACUACUGC
Molecule: messenger RNA, 1983 nt
Organism: Phytophthora nicotianae INRA-310
Lineage: Eukaryota; Oomycota; Peronosporomycetes; Peronosporales; Peronosporaceae
Exons: 7
Coding region: 75-1895 (606 amino acids)
Biological process (GO): protein dephosphorylation
Cellular component (GO): protein phosphatase type 2A complex; cytoplasm
Molecular function (GO): protein binding; protein phosphatase regulator activity
Source: RefSeq, a predicted model, not a curated record